Rosa chinensis is the source of this 1927-nucleotide messenger RNA. RefSeq names its product pneumococcal serine-rich repeat protein. NCBI's taxonomy places the organism in Eukaryota, Viridiplantae, Streptophyta, Magnoliopsida, Rosales, Rosaceae. The record is from RefSeq and is a predicted model, not a curated record. The transcript has a single exon. Bases 289 to 1587 code for a protein of 432 amino acids.
CUUUCUCUCACUUUUCUUCAGCUGUAGAGCAGUCAGUAUUCCACGUGCUCCUGGGGACUCUCUCUCUUUUUCUCUCCCUAGUCCACUCUCCGCAGUCCGCCUUACUUCAAUGCCAUCCACCAUUAUAAUUAUUAUUUCCUCUGUUCCCUCUCUCUCUUUCUCUUCUCCCUCACAGAAAACCAAAAACCCCAUUAUUAAUUGUUGCUCUAGAUUAUAAUGCAAAAAAGAUUAGCACCUGCGACAAGUUGAAGAUCAUAUCCAAGCUUGAUCAAGUGUGGUGUUUUGUUAAUGAUGGAAGGAAUCAAAGGCUCAGGAGGAGGGAAGGUUGCCAUUGGUGUUGGCAAUGGUGUUGGUCACGACCAGAUUAUUCAGGAUCAAGACAUGGGAGAUGGAAUGCAGUGCAGUGACCAUCCUUACAGAAACAACCCAGGUGGGAUCUGCGCUUUCUGUCUCCAAGAGAAGCUCGGCAAGCUCGUCUCUUCCUCCUUCCCUCUCCCCGUUCGUAACUCCGCCUCUUCUUCCUCCUCUCCUUCUUUUAGAUCUGACAUCACCGGCGCCACCAAUGCCGGCGGUGUCAGCGUCGCCGCUCCUUCCUCUACCUCCCUCUCGCUCUCGCUCUCGGUCCGUCCCAAAGCCAACGGCGAGUCGUUUCAUCACGACGAGUAUUACACCCGGCGGGCCAGGAUCUCGUUCCUUCUGGCCAGGAAGAAGAAGAAGGUGACUGCUAAUGCUUCCUCUGAUAGUCAGAGCCGCGCCACCGAUAUGGUUUUCAAGAGGAGCAAGUCGACCGCAACGCCUCGGAGGGGCCAUUUCAUGGAUGCUGCUGACGACUUUAGCCCCAGAAAGAGGAAUGGGUUCUGGUCCUUUCUCUACCACCACCACAAAACUUCCAAGAAAAUCGACAACAAGAGCUUCAGAGACAACUCCAAGAUUUCUUCCUCCUCCUCCUUCGCAUCUUCGGCCACAGCAACAACAGCAGCAGCUGGAAGGGACAAGUCUUUGGGCUCUUCUGUGAGGAAUAAAGCCGAAACCGCGGUGGGUGACGUUGAAGACGACAGCAGUCCCAACAGCCAAGCCACUGCUUCAGCCUCUUCGUUCGAGCGGAAGGUCUCCAGAUCCAGAUCUGUCGGCUGCGGCAGCCGGAGCUUCUCCGGCGACUUUUUCGAGCGGAUCUCGACUGGUUUCGGCGACUGCACUCUCAGAAGGGUCGAGUCUCAAAGAGAAGGCAAGCCUAAACACUCUUCAUCAUCAGCAGUUCGCAACGGCGCCGAGCGUGUCAAAUGUGGUGGGCUUUUCAGUGGGUUCAUGAUGACUUCAUCUUCUUCAUCCUCUUCGUCUUCCUCGUAUUGGGUUUCCUCCUCAGCCGAAGACAUGAACGGGAAGCCAAUGUCCGGUGGUCCCGGGCCGCUAGUCAACGGGAGAAGCAGGAGCAGCUGGGGUUGGGCCUUCGCUAGCCCCAUGAGAGCUUUCAGCAAACCUUCUUCGAAAGACGGGAAGAGGGACAUUAUUAGACAAGCGAAUACUUCAGAUAAGAACACCACCCCCAACUUGUCUGCAAUUCCUUCCUUGCUAUCUGUGAGAGGUUGAUGAUCAUCGAUGAAGAUGAAGAAGAAAAAGAAGAUUACUCGAGAGAUUAUACACAUUAAAUGCCUGUUAAUUAAUUUAAAGUACCUGUUUAUUACUACUAUGUUCAUUUAUCUUGAAUUUCUUGGUAUCUAUUCCAUUAGUGAUAUUACCAUGUAACACAUUGUCCCCAAGAAUCUUGUUCUUAAAGUUCUGGGUUUAGUAUUCAAAUGGAGAGAGUGAAGUGGGUAGUGGUGGAGUAAGAUGCAGAUUUGCAGAAGAUGUUGUUGACCCAUCUCUUUUUUUUUUUUUGGUUGUAUUGGAACUUGUAUUAUUUUUAGCGUUAUAUAUUAAUCUUCUGUAA